AGUCAGAGCGCUCCCUCCUCAGUCUCGCCCUGCUGACGACGAUUCCCGACCGAACCUCCCCCUCGUCUCCGGUGCCUGUGAUGGUUUCACAUUUUAUUCUCCUCAACUUCUACCCGUCGGGAUUGUUAUUUAUUCCUGUGCUCUUCCUUCUCAUGCAACCGCUGGAUCUAUUGGCCACACGCGCUAGUAUGCGCACCAACACUGACUAACAUUCACCUGCAGUCGUUGGGGGAAAUACUGAAUUGACUCCGGAUUUCUCAGGGAACACUACAGAGGAUUUUCCUUUUUUUCCUUGCAGCUUUCCUUAUUUCUAACCAUGUGUGUUUCUGCCUCUGGACGUGAACUGUGAGAUUGUCUCAAAAAAAAAAAGAAGAAAGAAGGUGAGUCUGAUGAGGAUAAUCAUGAAGCAGAGCCACUUUUACACGGAUACCGUUUUCUUUGCGCAGCAGAGGAGGGAACCGUAUCUCCAAAGAGCUGGUGUUUAAUUGCUUUAAGAAAAUCACGACCGAAGGAGUUAGGGGGGAGGAUUAUAUCAGCCUUUUUUCUUUCUUCUCGUGGAGCCCGUGGUGAAUUUACCCUGUGGAUAAAGUGAAGUUUUCCAAAAAGCCCGACGUCCGGCUGUAAUCUGCUCCGUAGCCCUGUGUGUGCAGGGCUGUGAGGCUUCGCACUGAGUGGAUAUCAAGCCAAUUCAACGCGCACGUUUCCUCCGGUGAUGAUGCUGAUGACGAUGACGGGUCGCAGGACGGACACGGAGAGGAUACCCGGAGCUUAGGGAUGACAUCCACACCGUCUUAGCUGAAUGUGGAUACCGAUGCCGCGGCGAAGGAUGGGCCCUCUCCUCCCGUCCGCCCUCGUCCUCUUGCUGGCCCUGGGAGCCGCGUCUCCGGCCUCGGUGGGGAACCCCGAGGAUUACACCGCGGACGAGGCAGAGCGGACCAACGGCGACAACAUGGUGUUCGACGAUUACCGGGGGAAAGGAUGCGUGGACGACAGUGGCUUCGUCUACAAACUCGCGGAGCGCUUCUACCCGGGACACUCGAACUGUCCGUGCGUGUGCACGGAGGACGGCCCCGUGUGCGACCAGCCCGAGUGCCCCAAACUGCACCCCAAGUGCACCAAAGUGGAGCAUAAUGGCUGCUGCCCCGAGUGCAAGGAGGUUAAAAACUUUUGCGAGUACCGAGGGAAAACGUACAAGAUCCUGGAGGAAUUCAAGCCGUCCCCCUGCGAAUGGUGCCGCUGCGAACCAAAUAACGAGGUGCACUGCGUGGUGUCGGACUGCGCCGUCCCGGAGUGCGUCAACCCCGUGUACGAGCCGGAGCAGUGCUGCCCCAUCUGUAAAAACGGUCCAAAUUGCUUUGCUGGAACCACGAUCAUCCCGGCCGGAAUUGAGGUAAAGGUGGACGACUGCACCAUCUGCCGCUGCCACAACGGAGACUGGUGGAAGCCCGCACAGUGCUGGCGGCGGGAGUGCCUCAACGGCCAGUCGUUGUCAUAGAGAGACUCCGCCGGGGCCGGUGGAAAAGCUCAGGCAAGGCCCUGCCUACUACUGCACCAUUUUGUAUGAUUGACAGGGCAGGAGCACAAUUCCUAUGUUACCUGAGACGGCAGAGUAUCGAGGAGACGCACUCACAAAGCUUCACGGAUAACAGAUCCAGCCACCGGGAAAAGAGACGGAGCUCGUCUCGUGGCCGCUUCCACCCUCCAGUUUUAAUCGGCCUAUAUAUUUUCAAGAAGUUGACUCGCUUUUGACUUGCUGCUCUCACACACACACACACACACACACACACAAAAUGUUUCUAAGCUCCCGGGACUCUUUCCUAACUGAUGGCAAUGUUGAAUUUCUCAUGUUGAUUCCAGUGUGUGUGUCAUCUGCUUGUCUGUCUGUCACGCAGGUGUUGUCAAAUUGCAACAGCAGGAAAAACAAACCGUAAGCACACUUAACAGCGCUUUUGUUUUUGGGAGGGUUCACACGAGGUUUGAAAGCACUGCAAAGGUGUGUGUUUUUGAGUUUCACAACUUCACUCUAAGAGCUUGUUUACAAAAUGCACAUCACACACACACACACGUUUGUCUCCAUGAUGUUUUUUCCCUACGGCGGGGAAGUCACCUUUAAGAUUUGGACGAUGGUGCGCUCACUUUUUUAUAAACCACUUGUAAAGCCCCCCAUCACAGUGACUUUAUCAAUCAUCGCACCACCAUCGUUUUGAGUCCGGUCUCUAUUGUUCCACGACAGGCAGGGUACAGUCAUAUUGUGUAGUCAGCUGAAGAACAGAAAAGAUGGUCACCAGCAAGUAUGGAAAAAAAAAAAAACUUUAGGCAGCCCCUUCCGGCUUAAUUGUCGUUAUUGUUUUCUCUCAGAGGUCCACAUCCUCCAUAAUAUCGCCACUAACUAACUGCUUGAACUUGUUAUCGAGGCAAUUAGCGAGCCGAGAGCAGCCUGCUAUAAUUUCCCUUAAUCACGGCGUAUUCUGCGAUAAAUCCUCCAGCUGGGUGCUCUGGCAUGCUGGGUAGCACUAGACGCGAAACCGCCAGACAAAAGGAGGGAAUCUGCAUUUGUCUAAAUGCUUUUAAGGAGCGCUCGCAUGCACGUAGAUCGCGUGAGCGUACACAAGCACCCAAUUCAUCCGCGGCCUAACAGGCACAGUGUGUUGGUCUGCAACCCAGUGAGGCACUUAAACCUAUAAGGCUUGUUAAGAAACAAAUCGGUUACAUUAACCCACUGCUAUAGACUACCUAAUCAAUGAUCAGCUUCUCCCCGAUACAGAAUAGAAAAGCGAAUCCACUGUGGCCAGGGCUUAGUUAAUAUAUUGUUUUGAUAUUCUUCCCCCCAGACCACAGUGGCCCUUAAGUGGUCCAGUCAGAAAGAGAAAGCACCCGACCAGCGGCCAAAACAUUUCUGUUUUUGAGAUGAUAAAUACCAGUCAUUAAUUCAAAAGGUGAAAUCCAGAAAGCUCGUUCCAUUCAUCAUGCGAGUUUAUUCCAUUUCCAGAAAAUCACUUCCCGUUAACCUUUGAGACCCCGUUUCUGGGCGCUGAUGGAUGGGCUGCUUAAUAUCAGCUCCCUGUGCUGUGUAAUGAGACAGAAACGAACACAGGGAUAAAGGGCUGACGAGCAAAGAGCUACAUUACCUUAAAAGGCAGUAAAAACUAAUUUGGGGAAGAAUCUCAAAGCCUGCAGAGUCAGCUGCGUGGUCUUUUAACUGCGGCACAUGGGUGGUGGAGGAAUCAGAAGUGAAAGGAUGUGGGUGGAGUCCAGUCUGCGGUGCAACAGUGGAGCCGGAGUCAUUGUCAUCAUUAAGCUACAGUGAUUUAGUGUCUUUCAGUGGGCAAAGACAGGCCUCAUCCAUCUGGCUUGAGGUCUGCAGACGCAUAAAACCAAACUGACAUGUAUGGUUUAUCCAUCACGGCCCAAAAGCUCCAGACAUUUUAGGAUGAAUAAGAGGUGCUUCAUUUAUCUUAAUUACUUGAAAUGCCACAUAAUUAUUCAGCUGUUACAUGAACAAAAAAAAAGGUGUUGGAAUAUCUUAACUGAGUGGAAGACUGAAAUGAGUUGGUCAGUUGAUGAGGUCGAGGCAUCUCUGCCACCGUCGAUGUCUCACUGCUGCUUCUGCUGAUAGACAUUCCCAAAGCAUGGCCUUCGGCUUCAUGCUGCACGGACAGACGUCUUUAAAACGCUGCUUUGUUUGAAUCCUCCGUGAUGGUUUACAGCUGCAUCAUCACUAAAACUAGUCUUUAUUGUUACCCUUUGACAUUCCAGUGACCGCCAGCAGAGUGUGAAGGACGAGGAAUGUUCAGUUAUAGCAAAAAAAUACAGAUCCCAGUUCACCGACGGCUUUAAGAAGACACUUUGUUUCGAUAAAAGUAAAUUGAGAAACAGCAAAAAAAUCACAAAUCCGGGUUCACGGGCAACUUGAUCCCUGUGACAUUGUAAAGUAAACUUGAUCUGAUACAGAUAAAGUGCUACACUGUUACAGCUACGGCUCCUCAGCUCAAUUUUACAAACAGCUUUUAUCAACUAGA
Molecule: messenger RNA, 4019 nt
Organism: Platichthys flesus (European flounder)
Lineage: Eukaryota; Metazoa; Chordata; Actinopteri; Pleuronectiformes; Pleuronectidae
Gene: vwc2l
Product: von Willebrand factor C domain containing 2 like
Exons: 4
Coding region: 800-1495 (231 amino acids)
Biological process (GO): negative regulation of BMP signaling pathway
Cellular component (GO): AMPA glutamate receptor complex
Molecular function (GO): protein binding
Source: RefSeq, a predicted model, not a curated record